AUGGCAAGCAACGACGGAGACAUUAAAAAUAUUCAAAACACAGAGGCUUUUACUAUCCUCUAGGAUCUAACUAAGCAUGGCCAGCUCUCAUAAGAUGCUGCUGAGGUAUAUCGUCAAAAAUUCUAUCAGUUACAUGAGGUCUUAGUCACUAAUAUGGAGAAUGAACAGUAACUUAUGAAGCGUGCAAGAACUUUACAAAAAGAACUUCAAAAUGAAGUGUUGAAACUUGAAAAAGCUCAAUAGCAAUAGAAAUAAAAUGAAGAGACCUUAAAGGAGCUUAAUAACACAAUCAAUGAUGUGAGAAGGACAAUAGAAACUAUUGAAGAGAGAAGAUAGGUCUUGAGAUAAGAGAUCCAUCAAUUGGAGAAUGAAAAGCAGGAUCUUGAAGGGGAUAUUAUCCAAAAGUAAACUCAAGAGAGAGAAAGAAUCAUCCCAGAGAUGCAGAAAAUAGAAGCAGCGAUUGCUGAAAUUACUUAAGAAAUUGCUUAAAAUGAUGUUAGAAUUCAAAAGGAAGAUAAAACAAACCAAGAAAUUGAAGAAAAACUUAAUCAAAUGGACAAGGAAAAGGAGGAGUUCAAGGAUAAGAUCGAGUCACUUCAGCAGGAAUUCCUGAAGGAGAGAGAUGAGCCAAACAGACUCGGAAAAGUAAAUGAAAACCUAAAGAAGGCAGUUGAUCAUUUAAGAACUGAUUAUGAUUCUGCAGUUGGGAACAUAAAGACCCAAGAUUUGUGUAUUGAGGCUGAGACAAAAGCUAAAAAGCAGUACGAUGAAUCAACUAUUCAGUUCAAGAAAGAAUAAACUGAUAAAGAUGCUAGAAUUAAGGAACUAGAUACAAACAUUAAGAGACUUAGGGAACUCUCUCAAAGUAUUGAUAAAGACAUCCUCAAUAUCACUGAAGAGAGAGUACUUCUUGAUACUCAGAUCAAGGUUAUGGAGAGUAAUAAGAAGAGACAAUAAGAAAAGAUCAAUCAUUAUAACAAAAGAAUCGAUGAUGAGAAGAAACUUUACAAGAAAAUUGAAUAUGAAAAUAAUAAUCUAAUUAAUAAUAUUAAAGAACUAGAAACUCAGAUAGCAAAUACUCAUAAGUUCUUAGAUGAAAAGAAAAAAGAAGCUGAGCAGUUGCUUAUAUAUAAAAAGAAUCUAGAGGAGGAGCAACAAAUAUUUGUUGGUUAACUAGUUAAGAAAGGUCUAGAAGAGAAAAACAUGCAAGCAAAGAUUGUCAAAAUCAGAUCAGAUAUUCUUUAGCAUGAGAAAUAAGUUCAAUAAUUUUAGGAGGAAGAGAAUAAGUGGGUUGAGGAAAUCAAGUUCUUGUCUACAAUCAGAGAAAAAAUGGCCAGAACUGCUUCUUAAGCUAUGGCUUAAGCCAGAGAAACAAAAGAAGAACUCAAGGUGAAGGAGUUAUUAAUUCUUGAUUUGACUAAAAAGUAGCAAGAGACUGAGUUCAGACUUAAUUCUUUCAUUGCUUUAUAUGAGGAGGUAAAGAAUGCAAGAAACAAAUAUGUCUCUUAGAUCCAAAACUCCUCUUAAGAUCUAGCUGAAAUGAAGGAGAGAAUCAAGAUUCUUCAAAAUGAGGUGGAAAUUCUGAGAAAUGAGUCAAGUGAGAAGGACAGAGCCCUUGUAGAUAUCAAGCAUUAAGUGCAAAAAGAAAUCUACAAGAGAGAUUCAUUGAGAGCAGAACUCAAUAAGAAAGACUUCGUUUACAAAAGCAAGUAAAGCAUUAUUGGACAAAAAAUCAAUGAGGGAGAUAAGUUGAACUUGAUCAUCAACAGUCUCUAAAAGGAAAUGAAUGAUUUGAUCUAUAAAUAUGAAAUGGCUUGUGAGUCUAGAAAUUACAUGGGUAUUUAGUUGAUUGAUAGGAAUGAUGAGUUAUGUAUACUAUAUGAAAAAUCAAAUAUUCAAGAGAAUAUUCUCAAGGAUGGAGAGCAAUAAAUAAGAUAGAAGGAGGAAGAGAUUCGUAUGAUUAACCUUGAACUGAAGGAAAGACAAAGAUAGCUUGAGGUAGUUAGAAAACAAAUUCCUGAAGUGCCUUAACUUGCCGAAAGUGUUAUAGAUUUGAAAAAGAAACUUGAUAAGGAAAGAGAAAAAGUUGAGUAACUCUCUGAGAUGCUUGAGAAUCCGGGCAAGCAUCCAAAAUGGAGAGAUCUUGGAGGAGAAGAUCCAGAUCAAGAAGCCCUAUAAGCUAAGAUUUAAGUACUCGAAGAGAGACUAAACAAUAAAAAGGAAAGUCUUCUAGAAAAAGAAUUAGUAUAUGAAGAAGUUAGCAAUCUAGCUGAGAAACUAAGAACCUAAGCACUAGACGGUAGAAAAGGUACUCUUGAAAUUGCUGAAAAGAUUAACGAGUAUAAGGCUAGAACAACUGACUUGUCAAGGAAAAUGCUUGCCACGGUCUCUGAGUUAUCUAUGUUCCAGUCAAAGGCACUUAAGCUUUAAUAAGAAAAGGAAGAAAAGGAAGGCGUGAUUGAGGAAGCAAUGAGAAGAAUUGACUCAGGACUCCCUCCCACUGACACUUGCGAUCAAGAAUGGGAGAAAAUUGAAAGAAAUAGAUAUAGAGAGCAAACAGACAAAGAAGAAAGAGCUCAAAGAAAACUCUUAGAGCAGUAAUUACCACCCACUGGAGUCAAGACUACUGCUUUACCAAGACCCAAUUCUUAUAUGCCAUCAGACAUUCAAAUUCCCAAGCCUUAUGGUAUAUUCUCACCAUUUAUGCCCAGCGAGCCAGGAGCUUCUAUGCGCCAUGUUGUUAAGCCUAAGAUUAGAGAAAUAGAAUAUUGA
Molecule: messenger RNA, 2772 nt
Organism: Stylonychia lemnae
Lineage: Eukaryota; Ciliophora; Spirotrichea; Sporadotrichida; Oxytrichidae
Source: the annotation of a GenBank genome assembly